Messenger RNA from Octopus bimaculoides (California two-spot octopus), 570 nucleotides. Its product is annotated as general transcription factor II-I repeat domain-containing protein 2B. Gene Ontology annotation, molecular function: protein dimerization activity. The record is from RefSeq and is a predicted model, not a curated record. NCBI's taxonomy places the organism in Eukaryota, Metazoa, Mollusca, Cephalopoda, Octopoda, Octopodidae.
AUGUAUAACCAUAUUGUUGCCUUUGAAAAAAAGCUACAGUUGUGGGAACAUCAACUUCGAAAUAAAAUUUAUGCGCAUUUUCCAUCAUUUCAAGCAAGGAAAUCACAGGAUUCAGAAGUAUUUGUGAAUAUAAUCCAGGAUUUGAGAAAUGAAUUUGCAUCACGUUUUGCUGACUUUAGUCUGCGUGCAAAUCAGUUUAAAUUGUUUGUUACGCCAUUUGAUGCGGAGAUGGAGACAGUAUCAAAAUAUUUUCAAAUAGAAUUGACUGAUAUGCAGUGUGACGACAUAUUGAGAUCAAAAUUUCAUUCUAAAGAUGUUUCAUUGAUUGACUUCUAUGCAAAAUAUAUUUUUCCAAGUGGGAAGUAUACCAACUUAGUGAAUCGUGCAAAAAAGAUUGCAUCUUUGUUUGGAAGCACUUAUCAGUGUGAGCAAAUAUUUUCCAAAUUGAAGCAAACUAAGAACAAUUUGAGAACAAGAUUAACUGAUAAUCAUCUUGAUAAUAUCUUUCUCUUGGCAUCAACAAGUUUGAAGCCUAAUAUUGAAAAGCUUUCAAGGAACAAAAAACACUAA